This is a messenger RNA of Prosopis cineraria, 1313 nucleotides long. Its product is annotated as probable serine/threonine-protein kinase WNK11. Lineage: Eukaryota; Viridiplantae; Streptophyta; Magnoliopsida; Fabales; Fabaceae. The coding region runs from base 169 to 1071 and encodes 300 amino acids. Gene Ontology annotation, cellular component: cytoplasm. The record is from RefSeq and is a predicted model, not a curated record. Gene Ontology annotation, biological process: protein phosphorylation; intracellular signal transduction. The transcript has a single exon. Gene Ontology annotation, molecular function: protein serine/threonine kinase activity; ATP binding.
AAUUUUCUCCAUGCCUUCUUCGUGUUUAUUGUACUUGAUUGAAGCUCGUUCUUCAUACUUUCUAAUCAUUUGUUUCUCUUUUGUCUUCAUUUGAUUAUCCUUUCCUCCGUCGUUUCUCUCCUAACUUGUCUCAAAAGUCUCAACUUUGGUUUGUGUUUUUGAUCAUUCAUGGACACUAGUUCUGAUGAUAAAGGUUCUGAACCAUUCGUUGAGAUUGAUUCAACUGGUCGAUACGGAAGAUACUGUGAGUUACUUGGAGCCGGUGCUGUAAAAAAAGUAUACAGAGCUUUCGAUCAAGUAGAAGGCAAAGAGGUGGCUUGGAACCAAAUCUCCUUAAAAAAAUUCUCCAAAGAUGAAGCCAUGAUCAAAAGACUCUACUACGAGGUUGAGUUACUGAGCAAUUUGAAGAAUGAACACAUCAUUGACUUUCACCAUUCAUGGACAGACACGGAGAAGAAGACUCUGAACUUCAUCACUGAAGCUUGCGUUUCUGGGUGUCUCAGAGAUUACAGAAGAAAGCAUCGUCACCUCUCAAUCAUAGCUGUGAAGAAAUGGUGCAGGCAAAUACUGAAGGGGUUAGAGUAUCUUCAUCUUCAUGAUCCUUGUAUCAUUCACAGAGACCUCAAUUGCAGCAACAUCUUCAUCAAUGGGAAUCUAGGGCAGAUCAAGAUCGGAGAUUUGGGCUUGGCGACUAUGGUAGGAGAGAGUCAUAGGGCUCAUUCUAUGAUCGGGACGCCAGAGUUUAUGGCACCAGAGUUGUAUGAAGAGAACUACACAGAGAAAGUGGAUAUAUAUUCAUUUGGUAUGUGUUUGUUGGAGAUGAUUACGCUUGACAUUCCUUACAGUGAAUGUGAUAGUGUCGCAAAAAUCUACAAGAAAGUGACCUCUGGAAUAAGACCUAAGGCCUUGGACAAGGUCAGAGACCCACAAGUUAAGGGCUUCAUUGAGAAGUGCCUUGGUUCUGCGAGGCCUUCUGCAUCAGAACUCCUUCAGGAUCCGUUCUUUGAGGGGCUUGAUGAUGAGUACGAUUACGGCAAUGUUACUUCAGGGUUAUACAUGUUGCAUUUGUAAAGAAUUAAUAUCAAACUUUAGAGUUAUCCAAUUGAAUCGCAUGCUCAUCCCAUGAGUAAGUUAUGGAUUCAUCUAGUUUUCAAUUUGUACUAAGUUGGCAAUAUUUUUUUACUAGUUCAACUUUUCAGAAAUAACAUUUACAUUGCCGUCAAUUGAACUCCUGAUGCCAGUUCGAGUCUCUGAUCAUCGUGUUGUGGGUGUUUGUAUGAACUUAUCGUUUGAAUUCAUACGUUUUGAUGGAU